Molecule: messenger RNA, 660 nt
Organism: Schistocerca piceifrons (Central American locust)
Lineage: Eukaryota; Metazoa; Arthropoda; Insecta; Orthoptera; Acrididae
Product: acid sphingomyelinase-like phosphodiesterase 3b
Exons: 5
Coding region: 1-660 (219 amino acids)
Source: RefSeq, a predicted model, not a curated record
AUGCUAGCCAUCAACAAUGCACUUACGACAGCCAAACAAUUAAUCUUGCCACUUACAAAUGUAAAACAUACGUUUAAAUCACAAAUAAAUAAGUUGGAAGGAAGUGAAGAACGUGAGGGGAAGGUUCGGUCAAUGAAGCUAUUCUCUAAGACAGGCUGUUAUUCUGAAGUCCAUAAUACCCUGAGGCUGGUCCUUGUGAUUUUUAAUAGCAACCUCGUUGCAGAAGGAAAUGAAGCUGCCUUGGAAGAUGAUCCUUUAGGAAUUUGGAGCUGGCUUAGAAUGGAACUCCUGAAAGCAAGAGAAAAAGAUUUGAAGGUUUACCUUAUUAUGUCUGUACCACCUGGUGUCUUUGAAAGUGGACUUGCAAUACCUGGAAUCCACUGGUUUCACCAAAAACAUAAUAGGAAAUAUAUUGUAAUGGUUCGAGAAUUCCGUGAUAUCAUUAUGGGUCAGUUUGCAGGUCACCAUCACACAGAUACGUUCAGAGUUUUUUACAACAAAAAUGAGUUCCCAGUUUCUUGGCUGUUACUUGCACCAUCUGUAGCUCCAAACUGUGUUAAAACAGCUGCAGAAAUCUGUAUUUACACUAACCCUGGAGCUCGUCUUUAUAAAUAUGAUAAAGAAACACUUGAAGUGCCUGCAAAUGAAGCACUCUAUUAA